AUGGAGUCUCGUCUCAUGUUCGUCUCUGCUCCGCUGAUGAGGAAAGUGAAUGAUUUUAAUUUAUACGUUACUUGCUCGAUGUCAGAGAUGCCUCGGACAGACGCAAGUCGCACGUCGGGAGGGAAUUAUACUAGCUCUGCCUCCGGGCUCUCCCCCUCCUUGACCGCCCCAGAGGCGCGAUAUAUAGACAUCGACUUGCAUAAGUAA
Danaus chrysippus (African queen) is the source of this 207-nucleotide messenger RNA. The record is from the annotation of a GenBank genome assembly. Lineage: Eukaryota; Metazoa; Arthropoda; Insecta; Lepidoptera; Nymphalidae.